Archocentrus centrarchus (flier cichlid) is the source of this 1439-nucleotide messenger RNA. It is a transcript of the gene ppp1r42, whose product is annotated as protein phosphatase 1, regulatory subunit 42. Lineage: Eukaryota; Metazoa; Chordata; Actinopteri; Cichliformes; Cichlidae. Bases 157 to 960 code for a protein of 267 amino acids. The record is from RefSeq and is a predicted model, not a curated record. Gene Ontology annotation, molecular function: protein binding. The transcript is spliced from 8 exons.
UAGAAACCUCAAACAAAAAAACCCAGCUCGCUUUAAAACCGCUUGAAAACUCACGUUUUAAAACCCGCUGACGACAUAGAAAGUCACUUGCUGCAGGCUGAAUGCUUGGCUGAAGCUGAAAGGGAUCCUCUGAAGUCGAGACUGUGACAAGCCAACAUGGUACUUCUGAGCGUAGAUCUGAUUGCUAAGUCUAGGAAGCACUUCAAAAAGAAAAGGGGCCUCUCCUUCCCAGAGUACCUUAAGACACUCACCCACCUCCACUUUUCCAACAAGAAUAUUGAAGAUAUUGGAGAUCUCUCAAUGUGCACAAACCUCACCGUUCUUUACCUGUAUGAUAACAAGGUUACAUACAUUAGAAACCUCGACUUUGCCUCCAGCCUCACGCAUCUCUAUAUGCAGAACAACAGCAUAACUCAUAUAGAUAAUCUCCACUAUCUGCAGAAGCUCUCUAAACUGUAUCUCGGGGGAAACAGAAUUGCUGUGGUGGAGGGCUUAGAGCAGCUCCUUCAGCUCAAGGAGCUUCACUUGGAGAAUCAGAGGCUGACACCGGGGGAAAAGUUGCUCUUUGACCCCAGGACACUCCACUCCCUUGCUGAAUCUCUGUGUGUCCUGAAUAUUAAUAACAACAAUAUCGAUGAUAUCACAGACCUGGCAGUGCUGAAGGAGCUCCGGCAUUUUUCCGCUGCAGACAAUAAGUUGUGCAGUAUAGAGGAGCUAGAAGAUGUGUUCAGCCACUGGCCUCAGCUCUCUCUAAUGGAUUUGAGUGGAAAUCCGGUGUGCAAAAAACCAAAGUACAGAGACCGCCUGAUAAUCGUGUGCACAAGCCUCGAGGCUCUUGAUGGAAGGGAGAUUAAUGAAUUAACCAGACAGUUUCUUAUUAACUGGAAAGCAUCCAGGGAGGCCAAGAAGAAAGAAAAUAACAAACACACCAUGCCUGGAUCACUCGUCCUUCUCCUUUAACAAGGCAGGAAAAUUCCAGGUUCCUAUAAAUGGACUCCAUCGUGUUGCCGUCUCACCGGCUGUCUGCAGUCAUGUGGAUGCUUAAAGACAAAUCCUAUCAGUCCACCAAAAUCUUCACAUCAUCCACACGUACAAACGAGCGGGAGCCCACAACUAAACGUGCUUCUGCUUUAUUUAAGCAUCUUUAAGCAAAACAGUUAAAUAAAAAAUAUAUAGAGAGAGUAAUUUUUACUGCUGUUUUAUUCAUAAUUACAUUUUUUUUUUGUCUGAUGAUUUAAAUAAUCAGUCCACCUCAUAUUGUUAGUUGCUAUACAUUUCCUGUGAUGCCAUUUUUCUUCUAAAUGCAUGUCAGCAAAUAAGUGAACCUGGAGAUGCAGAGUGGCACACUCUAAAUGAUCGCUCUGCUUUAUUAUUACAAGUCUUUACAUUAUCCAAAGCUAACAUGGUGUGCUUCUAUUUAAACAGCUGUGAUAAAUGAU